Molecule: messenger RNA, 243 nt
Organism: Strongylus vulgaris
Lineage: Eukaryota; Metazoa; Nematoda; Chromadorea; Rhabditida; Strongylidae
Source: the annotation of a GenBank genome assembly
AUGCAAGAACUUGCCAGAAAACUCAAAGGAGAUGUUGAUGAGGCAUGGAGGAGGAAGGUUGAGGAUAUGGCUGGUAGGAAUCCAAAUGAGAUUCGGGAGGAAUACAGAUGGCUGCGCGCAGUUCAGGAUAGUAACCACCGUCGUCGCGUGAGAGCCGAGCGUAAAGAAAAACGGAAGAAAGACGAGUUGGCAGCAGAAGAGUUGUCAUCGAGGAAGAUGUCCGUAGAAGAGAAGCCGAAUUAG